This is a messenger RNA of Ailuropoda melanoleuca (giant panda), 864 nucleotides long. It is a transcript of the gene CFAP410, whose product is annotated as cilia and flagella associated protein 410. Gene Ontology annotation, biological process: cytoskeleton organization. Gene Ontology annotation, molecular function: protein binding. NCBI's taxonomy places the organism in Eukaryota, Metazoa, Chordata, Mammalia, Carnivora, Ursidae. The record is from RefSeq and is a predicted model, not a curated record. Bases 74 to 727 code for a protein of 217 amino acids. The transcript has 6 exons.
CNCUGUCCCGGGCCAAGGCCUCGGAGCUGCACAGCGUGCGGAAGCUCAACUGCUGGUCUCCAUCUGCCGGGAGAUGCCCAGCCUGGAAGUGAUCACCCUCAGCGUCAACAGCGUGUCCACGCUGGAGCCGGUGAGCCAGUGCCGGCAGCUGAGCGAGCUCUAUUUGCGGAAGAACCGCAUCCCCAGCCUGGCGGAGCUUUUCUACCUCAAAGGCCUGCCGCGCCUGCGCGUGCUCUGGCUGGCGGAGAACCCGUGCUGCGGCACCGACCCCCACCUCUACCGCAUGACCGUCCUGCGCAACCUGCCGCACCUGCAGAAGCUGGACAACCAGGCCGUGACCGAGGAGGAGCUGUCCCGCGCAUUGAUGGAGGGAGAGGAGGUCACAGCCCCCAGCGGAGAGGGCACGGGGAACGGCGGGCCUGAGCUGUCCUACGCCCUGAGCGCCACGGACACUGCUGCUGAGACCCAGGAGGCCUCGCUGAGCUGUGGCGAAGAGGAGACCAGCGUCCAGAGCCAGCUCGGCCUGAAGCCACAUUCCCGGGACCGGUUUCCUUCCUUCUCCCAGAGGGACGCCGCAAGCAGUCCCAAGAACAGGAGCAAUGUGCUGACCGCCGUCCUGCUGCUGCUGCGGGAGCUGGACGCCGAGGGGCUGGAGGCCGUGCACCAGACCGUGGUCAGCCGGCUCCAGGCCCUGCACAGGCAGGAGCUGCAGGAGGACGUGGGGUGACCGCCAGCCGAGCUGCCACGCCUUCCUCCCGUGACCCCGUGCCCAAGCACCGGGAGAUAUGGGGUACCUGCCGCAGCCACGCCGCCUCUGGACCCCGGCUGAGUCCCGACAUGCGGGCUGUGUCCCAGGAAGCUCAG